Glycine soja is the source of this 755-nucleotide messenger RNA. RefSeq lists its product as uncharacterized. The record is from RefSeq and is a predicted model, not a curated record. Bases 123 to 497 code for a protein of 124 amino acids. Lineage: Eukaryota; Viridiplantae; Streptophyta; Magnoliopsida; Fabales; Fabaceae. The transcript has 4 exons.
CACAAACAAAAUCUGGAGUGUUUUCUGGCUUUGCCGUUGCCAUUUUGCGUGACGAGAAUUGAAGAGAAGAGAAGCUAAUUGUAGCUCCUACUACGCUCACCAACAUCAAGUCUCGAAUAGCAAUGGCGUCGUGGAAGAUGGGUUUCGCUUCAUUCCAGAAGCAGACGAUGUCGUUUGAGGUUUCGUGCAAUAGGAAGAGAGACAGAGACAGGGAACGAGGUAGCAUCCUUCCCUACAAGGUGGUCGAGAUUACUCCUCCACCUAAGUCUCUUGGCGUUCGUUGCUUACCCCCUAACUUGCAGUGUGGGGAGAAUGUAACAAUAGAAGGACAAGCUUAUACUAUUUCAGCUGUAACACAUCGCUAUCAGCUUCGGAAGGGGAAAUACGAACCAAGCGAGAAGAGGCUUGACGUUUUGUCCACAGGAAGAUACUUGUACGUUCCCAGCCUAAAACCUGCACGUGGGGCCACUGCAAGUUCGCACGUGCAACCCUGUUAAUAAGCCAGGGUCUUUUAUCAUGUAGGGUCCGAAACAUUCAUGUAUUAAGUAGUGGUACAACAAUUUUGUGAGAUACGAGCAGUUAUACUUAUGGUGACUCAUUUAUUUAUUUAUUCCUUUGACCAAGAGCUGUGGUGCCUAAUACACACACCUCUUUGAUUCAUACUCUUGUCGUGUAUUUUUUCAAUAAUUAAUUAAUUGGCACCUGAUUCAUCUGUCCUUUGGACAGAUAAGAUUACACUAGUGAACUUCGUCCAA